GAAAACAUUACAACAGAGAAGAAAAAAGGGGAAACAUCUUAUUGGCAAUCGGUCAAAAUUGCCUUUCGCAAUCAGCACGUACUAAUUGGCGGAUAAAUGCAAGACUUCCCUGAAGUUACCUUUACAGAGUCAUCAGACUACCUAUCAAAUUCGAAAAACAAGUACAAUAACACGGAAACUUCGCAAGCAGUACAUACUUUGAUAUUACCUGAGUCGGAUGAGUCUGAGGUCGUGGUCGUGUGUCGUUUCGGUGAGGAGGUCCGCAUUCCCAGAAGGGCCUUACAGGAAAACAUGCUAACAGAGUACGCUAAGCGUCUUGGGGAAAGUCAAUGGAAAUCGGACGGUAUGGCAUUAAGGUCUGGACAGCUCUUUUAUGCGGUGCAAUCGGUUGCGACCAUGAUUCGUGGCCAUACGGUGGAAUUAACUGAAGAUAAUGUGGGUGACAUCUAUGCAGCUGCAAAGGAGCUUCAAGUUGGGCAUCUACUAAGUCAGCUUGAAGACUAUUUGGUUGACCAUAUUGACAAGCUCGGUACACCGCAUCUUGAAAAGCUUGAUGCUGCCUUAUUUGAAAAGUUACUACUUAAGAAAAUGCGCAGUGGAUCUUCGUCUAUAAAGACAGGUUCUGCUGGAAAUAAUGGUGGUAACGAUGCCUGGCGUUGGGCUCGAGUCCUUUUUCGGUGGUGGAGGGCCGAUCUUGGUAAACGGAGAGACGAUUUCACUCGACUUGCUGAACAGCUUUCGUACACUGCGGACGCGUACAGUUACUCAGAGAGCUGUUCUUCAGAUCAGAACGACGAUACUCUGUCUCGGGUUGAAAUACCUCGAAAAAACUCGGGUGUGGUCGCCGGAAUACCAACAUCUGAAGCAUCGCAACACUCCAGACUAGUUGUAGUAGCCGGAAGAUUGUGGAACGUUGAACUUGAAAAAGAGACGUGCGUAUCGCUAAGAAUGUGUGCUUCCCCUUUACAGAGUACAGUCAUCAAGAACUCCGCACUGACAGUUUCUCUUAACUGUGUUACGAAAUUCAAUGUAAAUCAGCCUGUUACUGCUAGCAUCACAUUACAAGGCCAACUAAAAACGAUUAGAGGUAACAAUAGACCGAUUGAGAUGGCAGAAAAGAUAAUGGCUGUUUUGAAUUAUCGAGGCUUGAACAUUUUUUGGCUCGAAAAUAAAACGUUCUGGAUUUCUGAAAUUUCGGAUGUUCUAGAGCCAUGUCCAGAAGACCUACUUGAAGAUUUGAGGCUCACUGAUCUUCCUUUACCCCCGUACAAGAGUUGGUUGGGUCGACUAUGUACGGGAGGAGACGGUUGCGUUUUACUCUAUUAUUUUUGUUGGGGUCUGUUUCUUCGCCGCCCCAAUGAAUCUUCGUGGAAGCUUCUUUCCGAAGAGCUCUUUGUUGAGUAUCUUUCACCAAUUCCAUCAAGUUCGAACGCAUUUUAUAUUCUCGCUUGGAAAGGAUACUCAUUGCAAGCCUACAAAACAGGCGACCUCUCACUAACAUGCUAUACGUUCAUUCGAGAGAUGGAUGCCUGCGUAAACGGAACUUUUUAUCGUCGUUCCCGAGUGGUGAACGAGCUCAGCUGGGCUGAGAAUGUCGUUCUCUAUAUACAACAUCCAACUGAAGAUUUCGUUCAUUUCGAAAGACACAACAUUUUAAAAAGUGACACUCUUGUAGCAGUUGUAUCUACAAAGUACUCUAACAAAAUAAAGGACACGGCAACUAUAUAGAUAUUUAGUAACAAGCCAGCUUAA
Messenger RNA from Varroa destructor (honeybee mite), 1752 nucleotides. It is a transcript of the gene Snm1, whose product is annotated as DNA cross-link repair protein snm1. Gene Ontology annotation, molecular function: 5'-3' DNA exonuclease activity; damaged DNA binding. The record is from RefSeq and is a predicted model, not a curated record. Gene Ontology annotation, biological process: interstrand cross-link repair; telomere maintenance; double-strand break repair via nonhomologous end joining. NCBI's taxonomy places the organism in Eukaryota, Metazoa, Arthropoda, Arachnida, Mesostigmata, Varroidae.